UUGGCAGGAAGUCAGUUAAUUAAAUGACCAUUUAUUGAUAUCACAUCUAUGUGAUAUAAAAGCCUAAUUACACGCUGAAAUAGUCUUGACUCUUGAGCAGAGCAGUUUCGCUGUACGCUGCGUAAGUACACGGUACACUGUGUAAGUACACGGUACACUGUGGCAUUACUACUUACGCAGCAGUAUACAGUAUGAAUACUCCUUCCAGCACUGGGUGCUAUAAAGACGUCUCAUGGUGAGCGAUCUGACGGGGUCUGACAUUUUUCUCGCAGGCACGACGUUAAGUUUCACUCUUCAGUUGACAUGCUAGUCGUCUGUACGGAACUGGUCCACCCGGUGACCUUCAGGCUGCACCUGUCACAGCAUUUCAGAAACUCCAAGAGUCUAACUCCUCUCCUUCCAAGGACCCAGUGCAUGAAGAGCACACUAAUUAUAAAAUAUGUCAAAAUGAAUCGUGACUCAGAAUAAUUGCCGGAGACGACCGACAUCAUCCUCUUCAGUUGUGCGUAAAAGCUCUUGUGCGCAAAAAGGAUGGUUAAGAGACCCCCGUGGCGCAGAGGUGCAUCAGAACGGAAGACGCGGCGUUAUCUGUUACCUUUCAGCGUUAAAAUAAUCCAGCAGCGACGUGCAGACUACCUGCACACACUUGAGCUGCUUCUGACAAAUGUUUUCUGUCAAGAAGUGGAUGCUGACAGCUGGAGAGAAGGCAUCCAAGAGAACGAAAGGCCAAACUGUGAAGUAAUUCAAGAUAUAUUAGUGAGGAUGACCGGAAAACCAGGACUUGGCCGGCAUCUCGCGCUCAUGGGGAACAAAGCCUCCGCAAAAUCGCAGACAGCACGUAAACGGCACAAGUUUCACACUUUUGUGGGCCUUAUGGGCAAAAGAAGCUUUGGAAAUCGAGGAGCCCCGUGAGCCGCACAGACGACUGAGGAUCUGCGUGCGUUUGUUUCUUACUUUCGUCCAUUGGAAGCUGAAUGUAGUUUUUAUUUUGGGUCAGUUUGUCAUUGAUUCAUUAAAAAAAAGGUGACAUUUAAAAUUCAACUUUAUCACUGCUGCCAGUGCUGAGAAGCU
This is a messenger RNA of Scatophagus argus, 1071 nucleotides long. Its product is annotated as protachykinin-like. The coding region runs from base 532 to 912 and encodes 126 amino acids. The transcript has 6 exons. The record is from RefSeq and is a predicted model, not a curated record. Lineage: Eukaryota; Metazoa; Chordata; Actinopteri; Scatophagidae.